This is a messenger RNA of Podarcis muralis (Common wall lizard), 3642 nucleotides long. It is a transcript of the gene NAGPA, whose product is annotated as N-acetylglucosamine-1-phosphodiester alpha-N-acetylglucosaminidase. NCBI's taxonomy places the organism in Eukaryota, Metazoa, Chordata, Lepidosauria, Squamata, Lacertidae. The record is from RefSeq and is a predicted model, not a curated record. Gene Ontology annotation, biological process: secretion of lysosomal enzymes.
UAAACAACAACAACGAAAACAAGAAGACACUUGCUCCUCCUAAUCUUAGGCGAGCAAAUCCUGUGACUCCGCUAGUUGGCCACCAGAAGGAGCAGUGAAACCACGCUUCCUUUUUCCGCUCCUGGCUUUGCAGCUUUUGAAAUAGCUUCACGUGAUGGCUUGUCGUGUGACCAUGCAGCAGGCUCAAUAUGGCGGCCUCCAUAGAGCGCCUAGUGUAUAGAGUAGGCGAGGGGCAGCGAACGACUGCUUUGGUCGUUUUUUCUAUGGUGCUGCUCCGCUGCCUUCUGGGAGUUCAGGGUCACGCCGUAGCUUGGAAUUCAUUGAACGAUGACCUAUUACCACCGUAUCUUCCACCUCAACAUGGUCCGCGGCAUCACCAUCGGUACGUUCGGGACUGUCAAGCUCUCCGACACGGCAACACAACACAUGAGUCCUGGCCUAGCAAUAACAGCACUGUCUCUCCACUGACCGUCACAAGCAUCUUCAUCUCUGACAUCCCUCCAAAGGGUCAGAAUAGUCGACAUGUCUAUGGCCAUCUCACUACAGUGAGGGACCCCCUGAGGACGUUCUCUGUGCUGGAGCCUGGUGGGCCAGGGGGCUGCCGUAAACGCAGCCGAGCAACGGUGGAAGAGACUGCCAGGCAUGGCAAGUGCCUUGUGGCCCAGAACGGAGGGUACUUCAACACGAAAACCGGAGAGUGCCUUGGGAAUGUUGUGAGCGAUGGGCAUCUCAUCCAGUCCUCCGGAGGGAUUCAGAAUGCUCAUUUUGGCAUCCGGAAGGAUGGCACUCUGGUCUUUGGCUACCUCUCUGAGGAGGAUGUGUUGGCUAAAGACAACCCCUUUGUGCAGCUUGUGAGUGGGGUGGGUUGGCUCUUGCGAGAUGGGGAGGUCUACGUGAAUCAGAGUCGGGCGGUGGAAUGUGACGAGACGCAGGAAACAGGUACGUUUGACAAGUUCAUCAAUACUGUGUCCGCCAGGACAGCCGUGGGGCAUGACAGGCAAGGACAGCUGGUGUUGGCGCACUUUGAUGGGCAGACACAUACAAGGGGCCUCAGCCUUUGGGAUAUGGCUGAUUUCCUGAAGCAGCAAGGCAUCGUCAAUGCCAUCAACUUGGACGGCGGAGGGUCUGCAACCCUGGUCUUGAAUGGAACGCUUGCUAGUUACCCUUCAGAUCACUGCGAACCUUACCCCAUGUGGCGCUGCCCUCGGCAGGUUUCGACUAUCCUGUGUGUCCACGAACCUGCCUGCCAGCCUCCGGACUGCAGUGGGCAUGGGCACUGCGUCCUUGGGGAAUGUCAGUGCGAUGGAGCUCUCUGGAGAGGACCAGCAUGCGAUGUCUUGGACUGCGGCCCUUCCAACUGCACGCUGCAUGGAAUCUGUACAGAAGAGGGAUGUCUUUGUGAUGCUGGCUGGAAGAGCCCCAACUGCAGUGAAGCCUGUGCUCCUGGUUCCUAUGGCGACGGCUGCCUUCAGACGUGCCUCUGCCUCAAUGGUGGUGCCUGUGACCCUGUCCACGGAACUUGCAAUUGCUCAGCUGGCUACCAAGGCACGCAUUGCGAAGAAGUCUGCCCCAGCGGACGGUACGGGCCAAACUGCCAGGAUGCCUGUCCCUGCCCAAACCAGCGUCCUUGUGAUCGGAAGACGGGCAGUUGCAACGUUUCUGCUGAAUGCCCCCUGCCUGACGACGUAGUCACAGGGCAGUGCUUGCUGAAGGCCGAUGAGAAAGGUGCGCUCCUUGCGUUUACAAUUAAGGGAUGGUUUAUAGGAGUCUUAUCUGUGCUGCUUCUGGUUAGCGCCGGGUUCAACAUAAAGCACUUUUGCUGCAGCAGCUCCACAGGCUGGCAGAACUAUAACGAUUACUUCUCCAGGCGUCCCAACAGUUCCCACUAUGAACUAUUAGGGAAAUCAAACAGUUUUCCACUUGCAGGAGGAGAGAAUGAAGACUACACAGAAGACACAGAGACCUAACACAGACGCCUGUGAUCCUUUGAUGUGAGAACCAGCAGGAGGCCCCAUCCAUCACUCUUGUGUGAUGACACACUGUAGCGGAACCUUCCAGAAGGAACUAGUGACUUCCACGUAGAACUUGACUACUGCUCCUCUCAUUGGCCUCGCCUAGGGGCAACGGACCUUUUCCCAGUCCAAGGCCCCAUAUUCCCAUCUGGAAACCCCCAGCAGUGAGCAGGGCCUAAGGCGAAAGAGGGCAGAGCAGUUAACCCAAGUUUUACCUUUUUGUGUACUGUAGGCUAGUUUCCACAAACACACCUCUGUAUCCUCCAUUGCGCUAAGCAAGAGGGAAUAUCAGAGUUAAAGGACACAUUUCAGCUGUCAAAAGAAACAUCUGGGGAAGUGUGGGGCUUGGGGAGAGGGGUUGCGCCGUGAGGAGGGUCCUGACGGACAGAUAAGAGAAGGAUAGAUUUGGCCUCCAGGCCUGAGGUUCUCCACCUCGGACCCAUCCUUUCCAGAAUGAGCCACUGCCCUUCCAGAUGUUUUAGGUUGGGGAAAGAAGUCUAGAAGUUGCUGGAGCUGGCCUUGACCUCUCUGCUGCUCCAGUAAAGGACUCCAAAUAGAAUCCCCUGCGCAUAAAAACAACCACCACAUUACAGUAUGGACUCCAACUCCCAUCACUCUCAGCCACCAUGGCUGAUGGUCACAGAUGAGGCAAGUUGUAGCCCAGCAACAGCAAAAGGGCUGGAGGUUCCCUACCUGUGAUGUGUCAUGAGCCAAAAUGGCUCAUGUAUAACUACCAGUUUUUCCUUGCUGAUAACAGGUGGAUAUAGCCAAAGUGCAGAGUGGGGCUGUUUAAAAGCCUUCUUGCAAACAGCCCUGUGCUGUUUUGCAGAGGCUGCUGCCUUCCUCUCUUUCCCAUGCCCCCUUGACAGCCCAGAUCCGGCCCAAGCCUGUAUGCCUCUGCCCCACUCCCAAUUGGUUUGGGAUCCAGGCUUGGGCCGGAUCCAGGGCUGUCAAGGGGCAGGAGAAGAUUCUGGGUACAUCUUUACUAAUUUCUUUAAGUGGUGGUUGCAGCUGUUGCUGGGAAGACUAAUGGGCUGCUUCAAAAAUAAUGUUAAACCCUAGUUAAAAUUAACUGGCUUGAUGCAAAUGAGCAGUGUGCUGGUUCACAGUGCUCAUUACUUGUAUUGCUCCAGUCUGUGCCAUGCUGGGGGGAGACGUACCAGAGCCUGGUUCAGCAUCACAUGUUGAGAAAGUGCUAAAAGAAUUAAUAAUGAAAAGGGCUUCACUGUGAGGAAUUUUACUUCCAACUCUGGUUAUCAGAGUGCUUGACUCUUAACGCCUUAAGUAUGAUGGCCUAAGUUAGGCCUAUAGCAUACGAUCUUAUGACAAGUUUUUUAGUAAUAUAUUUUGUAAGAUGUAGCUGCGGGUGGGGUUGCCUGCCGGUAAUUUAUUUUAAAGCAGAAAUUAAGCCUGUCUCGGCCUGAAUACAUAAAUCACUUUUUCUUUCUGUUGCACUUUGCCUCUUCCUUCAUAAUGCCAGGGGUCUUUGGCAGCCCAUGUGAAAUGUUGUGCCAUAUUUUAAAUUGUGUGUUUUGUUAGCUUCAAAAGUUGAACAACAAUUGCAGCAACCAUCCAUGUUUGGUGCAGGGAUAUACUUUUUAUACAAUAAAGUGAUAUUUUUUCCUCUUGA